Messenger RNA from Ailuropoda melanoleuca (giant panda), 564 nucleotides. It is a transcript of the gene TIMM10B, whose product is annotated as translocase of inner mitochondrial membrane 10B. The coding region runs from base 90 to 404 and encodes 104 amino acids. The transcript is spliced from 3 exons. The record is from RefSeq and is a predicted model, not a curated record. NCBI's taxonomy places the organism in Eukaryota, Metazoa, Chordata, Mammalia, Carnivora, Ursidae.
CAGUCCCUGGGGAGGGAGAAAAGAGCACUUCCGUCCGGGGCGUUACCAAGAAGCUGCGGGGAAGUGACGUAGCGCGCGCCUGUGGCGCGAUGGAGCCACAGCAGCAACAGCAGCAGCAGCAGCUGAGGAACUUGCGGGACUUCCUGUUGGUCUACAAUCGGAUGACGGAACUCUGCUUCCAGCGCUGCGUGCCCAGCCUGCACCACCGCGCUCUGGAUGCUGAGGAGGAGGCCUGUUUGCAUAGCUGUGCUGGGAAGCUGAUCCAUUCCAACCACCGCCUCAUGGCCGCUUACGUGCAGCUCAUGCCUGCCCUGGUACAGCGCCGCAUCGCAGACUACGAGGCCGCCUCAACUGGGCCAGGUGUUGCUGCUGAACCGUCUGGAACCUCACCAUCAGGCAGCUAGCCCUCCGCAUCCCCUGGAAGGGAGGCGCUGAAUGGACACUCAGACUGAAGGGGCCAAGGGACCUUGGGCUCGAUGCAGCCUGUAUUUAUAGUGAAGGGUUGCCUGAGAGCUGGGUACUAUUGCUCCUUUUCCUGGAGCCAAUAAACCCGCUUUUACUCUC